UUCAAACCAGGAGGAACUACUAGCUAUUCUUCUUAAUAUUACUUAGCCUUGGCAAGUUUAGACAUACCCUCUCAACUAAUGUUACAGUCCUAGCUGAAAUGGCUACUCUUUUUGGAGCAGAUUUUGAUGAUUCUUACCAAGGAUGGGAAGCUAAACAGAAUGACAAAGGAGUUAUCUACUUUGUAAACAACUCACAAGAGAUGACAAGUUGGGUGCACCCAUACCUUAAAAAAAUCUUGGAAGAGCUAGAUACAAAUUACAGCCCAGUAAAAUAUGCUGCUUAUAGAACUGCCAUGAAAAUGAGAGAUUUACAAUGCAAAACUGGAAUUCAGUGGAUCAGUAUCACUGCAAUGAAAAAGGUGUUUGCAGACCACGCCCACCACGCUAUCAAUGAUGACCAAGAAGCUAGCAUGUCCUGCUCCCAAACUCUUGGUAUCCUAGAAAGUAUUUUAAAACAAUCAUAUCUAAGUCAUCAACAUGAAGCUGAGAUUCCUAGAGCUGCAGAUGUUAUUCUUAACCUCAUGAUGAAUCUUUAUGAUGUAAAUCGCACUGGGAAGUUGUGUUGUAGAUCAGUUAAAAAUGCUUUGAUGGCACUCUGCAAAAUUAAACUUAAUUUGAAGUAUAAAAGUUUUUUCAUGUAUCUUAGAGAUGAGCAGCAGAAAAUUAAGCGAGAAAAUUUAACAAAUUUUAUUGAAGAUCUAAUGCAGAUAACUGAUCUUGUGAAUGAAAGUUCUGCUUUUGGAACAAGUAUUCUAGCUGCUGUUGAUAGUUGCUUUAAGUUUGUCAGCGUGACGGAGAGUAAUGCCAUCAGUAGAGAAGAUUUUUAUUCCUGGUUGUUGCAUGAGCCACAGACUUUUGUUUGGUUGCCAACACUACAUCGAAUUCAAGCUACAGAAACAGUUCAGCACAGUGUGCGAUGUUGUGUAUGUGAGAAUAUGCCAAUCAUUGGUUUCAGAUACAGAUGUCUACAGUGUUUUAAAUAUGAUAUGUGUCAAACUUGUUUUCUGCAUGGCUUAACCUCACAUGCACACAAACUGAAACACCCAAUGAAGGAGUACUGUUUUCCUGUUUCCCUCAUAGACAACACAAAAGCCUUGUUUCACAUCAUAAUGAACAGACUGAGCAGAAGACAUCGUUAUCAACAAAAAGUCAACUACCUUCCUGUGGAUGAUUCAACUAAUGCCGAAGACAACUUUGACUGGCAACCAAAAUACUUCCAUAAUGACCCUGAGGCCUGUAAUUCUCCGUCCACUGACUCAGGCCUGGCUGUGGACACCAGUGGCCCAGACUCACAGUCAGAUAGAUAUUUUGUGGAAGAUGAAACUAAGCCAGACUUACACAGCCCAUCAUCAGACCCACAUCAAACUUCAAGCAGCUCAGCCAAUACAUUUUUAUCAAAAGAAAGUAUAGAAGCUCAACAAAAAGAAAUGGCACAGAGAAUUGAACAGUUACAGAAUGAGAAUAGAACAUUAAAGAUGAAGCUAAAUACAUUACUGAAAUAUUAUGAUAAUCUAAAUUUAUCAGAAGCCGAAGAUGAUAUGGAGAUUCCUCGUUCUUCACCAUUUAGUCCUAUACUCAGUAUCAAAGAGUUUCCUGAUGAAAUAGGGGAUAGCUCAGAGAAUGCUCUAUACCAUAUUAAUACGCUGUCUAUUGUUGGAACUUCUACUCCAAUAGGUCAUCCAACAAUUGAGUUUGGCACAAGCACGCUAGAUAAUCAAAACUCUUCUGCUCUAGAAGGAGACACAGUCAGUGAAAAUGUUGUGCAGAUACAGCUGCCAGAGGAUAUGUCAUAUGAAAAUUCUACUUGCCUUGCUACACUUUGUGAUGUACAGGUAACUGAAAGAACUCUAGAGACAGACAAAAUGGAAGAGCCAACUGAAAGUGGACAAAGUACUGAAUCCAAUUGUUUAUUACCUCCCCCACAAGAUGGCAACAUGUCUUUGGUGAUUCAGGAACCAAUAGUAAACACUGACAAAAUAACCAGUAGUAAACAUGGAGAGAACAUUCUAUCUUCACAGAUCAAAUUAAGGGAAGGUACUACAAAUGAAAGGGAAAAUACUUAUGACAGUGACUGUGCUACUAAGUCAGGUCAGUUAUUAUAUCAAACCUGUGACAUGUCACUCACUUUGGAGUCAACUGAAAAGUCAACAGAUGGCACAGAAUGUGUGACGGUUGAAGGAGAUGUGUCUACAGAUGAUGUAACUAAAUCAAGUCAGGAAAGGGCUGGCUGUAUAUCUACAAGUAAUGCUACACCCAAUUUGACACUGGGGACUAGAGCGUGUAAUCCAUGUCUUAUCUUUAGCUCAUCCUCACUGAGAACCCAAGUAAAGACACCUGAAACCUUUCACCAAAAGCAGGUGAAGCAAAGAAAACGUGGAGACACAUCUGAAUCCUAUCUAAAGCCAUUUGAUGAGAACACUCACAUUGAACUCAGUGAAAUAUUUGCAAACAAUGUAACCAUGUCCCCGUCGUUCACUCAUCAUCAUGCAAUGAACUCAAAUGAACCUUCACCAAACAAGAGAGUUCACAAGAGAAACAAACUAGAACCUGUUCACAUGUCCACACCUGUUCAUAUCUCUCAGUCAGCUUUACCCAGCUCUUGUGGUACUCACAAUUCACAUUUAGAAUCAAAUAAGGAAAAUCAGCCUGUGGUCUUGUCUCAUGGAAAACUGUUCAGAACAGCUGAAGAAAAAACAGCUAAAAUGACACCACUAUCUUCCAUACCUGCUUGGCAGAGGAAAAGACUUCUAAUGAGUAGUAAGUUGAGAGCAAACAACACUGUUGGUAAUGAAACUUGUGACACCACUGGUACAUUAUCAUCCUUGUUUCAAAAAGCUGAGGUCAUUGGGAAGAUGAUGAAUGGCACAAGCACUGAACCAGAGGGAAAAGAUGAGUUGCAGGACUUGAUUAGGAAGUUAGAACAAGAGUGUAAAAGUGACACUGACUCUCUUAGCUAUGGUGAUUUAAAGAUAACUGAACCAGUGAAUAAGUGUCAAGAUGAUUGUAGUAUGCUUAAGGCAGUUCAUACCAUAGGAGAUGCCAUGACUGAUCUUGUCCAAGCGUCUACGCAUUACCAGAGUUAGUCAGUGACAUGGACUUGUGUCAUUAUGAGGAUUACACACCUAACCUGAAUUGUUUGAAUAUUUGUAUAACUAAAUUUGUUUACAAUUAGGCAGCUUCAAAUGUCAAAUAUUUAUAGUUUAUACUGGGUUUAACACGAUAGUUUAAACUUUUAGAUUUGAUCUGAAUGAAUACUUACCAUUUGUACAUAAAUAUACAUUUUUAAAAUUUGAAUGGUAUUACAAUCGUAAAUUGAAUUUUGAAGCUUGUUGAAAAGUUUCCACUACCAAAUCUUAAAAACCCAUUUUCAUGUAAGUUCUUCUGUUAGAAAGUAGUAUUUCUGCAUUAUUUAUUUUCCGUGUAAAAGCUUCAUUGAAUAUCAUUAUCAUUCACAAAAUCCGUCCAUAAUUUAAAAAAAAAAGGUUUGGACUUAUUUGUUGUAAGAAAAUAGAAAAAUGCUGAAAACUAGUUGAGACUUGGCACACAUUCUGUGUCCAGCGUGCAUAUCACCAGCACCAAUUAAAACCCCUACAUACAUAUUUGUAGAUGUCUGGUAAUAUAACAGUUGCUUGUAUACAAGUUUUUGAGAAAGUACAUUUACUUUUUAUAAAUCAUGUGCGAAGUAAACAUUGCGAUUAGAAAAAUGUCCUGUGUAUAGUGCUUUUCAUAUACAAUUUUUUUAAGUGAUCCAUUUGAUUAUAAUUAUACUUUUCCAUUUUCAUUGUUAAAAUGCUUUAUUUGUAAUAUUUCUACUUGUUGCAAUUUAUGCAAACAUUUUGUGAGUUGUCUCUUUAGAAACUUCAGCUAUACUCACACAUUCCACAGCAGGCUCUCAGGUUAAUUAAUGUGACAUGAAAUUGUACAAUUCAAGUUCCCUCAAGUAAUUUUCUUUUAGUAAUAAUUGUCUGCCUGAAUUGUAUACACUUUAAUAAAAAACUUGAAA
This is a messenger RNA of Physella acuta, 4003 nucleotides long. RefSeq lists its product as uncharacterized. The record is from RefSeq and is a predicted model, not a curated record. Lineage: Eukaryota; Metazoa; Mollusca; Gastropoda; Physidae. Gene Ontology annotation, biological process: synaptic signaling. Gene Ontology annotation, molecular function: zinc ion binding; protein binding. Gene Ontology annotation, cellular component: plasma membrane.